UAAAUCAGUGGAAACAAAUGCAUCAUUCAGACUGCCUUGAAACCAGCACUAAGACACUUCUAGCUGACCAGUUAACAACAGAACUCCAAAAUGCCUGGAUAUACACUAACAUAUUUUCCCGUGAGAGGAAGGGCUGAACACAUUAGACUGCUAUGUUGGGACCAAGGGAUCCCGUUGACUGAAGAUGAAGUGCAAAUGCAAGACUGGGCCUCAGGAAAAGGAAACCUCAAGAAAAAUGCAGUCUUUGGUCAGCUACCUAAAUUUCUGGAUGGAGAUUUCAUUCUAUAUCAGAGUAAUACCAUUCUGAGGUACCUUGGGAGAAAACAUGGAUUGGGUGGCACCAAUGAUCAGGAGAUUGCAGUCAUAGACAUGAUGAAUGAUGGAGUGGAGGAUCUCAGGCAAAAAUACUACAAAUUCCUAUUUUUGGACAAUGAAUCAAAUAAGGAAAAAUACCAGCAGGAUGUUUCUAGUAUACUGACAGCUUUUGAGAAAGUCCUUUCACAAAAUCCCAAAGGACCAAACUUCCUGGUUGGAGAUAAAAUUUCCUAUGCUGAUUAUAACCUCUUGGAUACCUUGCACUGCAACCUUGACCUCUCAUCAGAAUGUCUGUCCUCAUUUCCUCUUCUCACAGCAUAUGUUGACCGUCUUGUGUCCAGACCAAAACUGAGAGUAUACUUGGAAUCUGAUGGACGCAAGAGACGUCCUAUAACUCCCAAACACAAGUAGACAAAAUAUCAGUAACUGUUAAUCAACAUUAAAUACAAAUUGAUCUUUGA
Pelobates fuscus (common spadefoot toad) is the source of this 776-nucleotide messenger RNA. Its product is annotated as glutathione S-transferase P 1-like. Gene Ontology annotation, molecular function: glutathione transferase activity. The record is from RefSeq and is a predicted model, not a curated record. Gene Ontology annotation, biological process: glutathione metabolic process. Bases 91 to 726 code for a protein of 211 amino acids. Lineage: Eukaryota; Metazoa; Chordata; Amphibia; Anura; Pelobatidae. Gene Ontology annotation, cellular component: cytosol. The transcript has 7 exons.